Messenger RNA from Arabidopsis thaliana (thale cress), 1230 nucleotides. RefSeq names its product RNA-binding (RRM/RBD/RNP motifs) family protein. Gene Ontology annotation, molecular function: nucleic acid binding. The transcript has 5 exons. Lineage: Eukaryota; Viridiplantae; Streptophyta; Magnoliopsida; Brassicales; Brassicaceae. The coding region runs from base 315 to 989 and encodes 224 amino acids. The record is from RefSeq and is marked reviewed.
AAUUCUAAAUCCCUAGAUCUAAAAAUUACUUUCGAGGCUGGUCGGAAAACCUAGCAGUCGCUUAUUGUCAAAUUAACCAUGGAAGAAUCCGCCGUCAGAGGUCUGGAAUCGAAGGAUACGAACAAUCGUAAAUGGUACUCCUUUUUUUCUUUUUGGUUUUGGGGGUACUUAGAAUUUGUCAUUUUGAUAAUAUAUUAUCUCCUGUAGCUUUAGUAAGAUUUCCGUCGAGGGAUACGACACUUCGGUUCAUGAGUUUCCUCUCAAGCUCGCGUUGGCAAAGCAUUUCGCUUCAUGCGGAAAGAUUGUAGAUAUUGAUGUUCCCAGAGACUUUAAAAAGCGUAUCCUCAAGAGGUUUUGGGGAUUUCAAUUUGGUCUCUCUCAUUUUUGUUAAAAUUCAACACUCUAAAACAAGUUUUUCUCUCUUUUUUCACAGUCCUCUCUUCAUUAUUUUUCAUGCGAAAGAAGGAGAAAGUCCCGUAGACAAGGCAUUGGAACUUAGUGGGACUGACGUGGGAGGAUGGAAUGUAGUCGUGAAGUCUCUACCCGGGCAGCAAAUGUACAGAGAUCCUGGGGGAGUCGACCGCUUCAAAGGAGAACGCACGCUCAUAGUUAAGGUAUAUGAUACACCUUCUACGUUGUCUAAGAUUGAUCUCCAGAUCGGGCUGUGUAAACAUUUCUCUUCAUGUGGAGAGGUCACCGGUAUAAGUGUUUUGGUCCACGGAAACUUGUGCUGUCACGAAAGUAAAGCUCGAGUUGAUAUUAUGGGAAAAGGAUGUGUAGACAAGGCGCUGGAACUAAGUGGACGUACCGCAGAUGGAUGGAAGAUUGUAGUUUAUUUUGUUGUGCCGCCAGCAGGCAGAAAAUUAAAGCCUACUGGAAGUGGACAUCCAACUAUUGGAGUUGAGAGGAUGAAGAAGGCUGAACUUAAGAAGAAGGCUAAGAUGGAGAUGAUGGACAAGGGUAAGAAGAAGAGGAAAACUACGGAGUAGAAGGCCAAGUAUGAUGUCUUUGACUGGAUGUUAAAAAGGGAAGCUUAAUAAUCAAUAUCCGUUUUCAUUAUUACCCAAGAGUAUAUUUACCGUAUGCAUGCGAUUCCAUUGAUUAGGUAGACAUAAGCAUGUUUUUGCCAGUUCUUUACGUUAGUUAUCAGCAUAAAACACAAACUGCACAUAUAACCAAUAGCUGAAUUUUACGAUAUGGGAGAUAUACAGCAAGUUAUAUUUUACAAGA